CCACUUUUGGGCCCGAGCCCGCCGCAGGGCAGCUCCGAAGGGGGGAUGCCCACGGACGAGCGCCGGGCCCUGGCGCUCGCGCGCGCGGCCGCGACGCGCGAGAGGCUCCUCGCGAAGCAGGACGCGGGCCCGCAGGCCGAGCUCGUCGAGGUCAGCGGCGGCGGGCUCGACGCGAGGGACAAGGAGCGGCGGCGAGCCCAGGGGCGCCUACCAGCGCAUCGAGCCGACCGCGGGCGCCAAGCUGCUGUACCGGAAGCUGGACUGGGGCGGGCAGGGAGACUUCGCCGAGAGGCGCCCGCGGUUCCUGGUGCUGCGGGAGGCCGGCGGGUGGGUCAUCACGCACGACCCGGCCCUCGACGGGAGCUUCGCGAAGCACGAGGACGGCGCCGAGUGCCCCACGCGCCUGCCGAGUGCCUGGAAGCUCUUCCAGGGGACCCGAAGGGGAAGUCGCCAAAGUUCAAGGCGGACCCAGACGUCUCGAUCAAGGAGAUCCCGCUUGGAUUCUGGCCCGUGGAGGAGCCGAGCGACGUGCGGUUCUCGGAGAUCGUCGACGAAGGGCCUCUGAGAGGCACGGAGUGCGUGUGCUCCACCGAAAGGGACUGCGGGCAGGUCCGCAAGCUGGAGAGCCGCGUGGCGAGUUCUACCUCCCGGCGAGGCUGGGGGGCGGCAGAUGCCGCGGCAGGGCGCAGCUCGCCAGAGCUGGCCUGA
Messenger RNA from Prorocentrum cordatum, 708 nucleotides. The record is from the annotation of a GenBank genome assembly. NCBI's taxonomy places the organism in Eukaryota, Dinophyceae, Prorocentrales, Prorocentraceae.